Messenger RNA from Pararge aegeria (speckled wood butterfly), 3537 nucleotides. RefSeq names its product glycerol-3-phosphate dehydrogenase, mitochondrial (gene Gpo1). NCBI's taxonomy places the organism in Eukaryota, Metazoa, Arthropoda, Insecta, Lepidoptera, Nymphalidae. Gene Ontology annotation, cellular component: mitochondrion; glycerol-3-phosphate dehydrogenase (FAD) complex. The record is from RefSeq and is a predicted model, not a curated record. Gene Ontology annotation, biological process: glycerol-3-phosphate metabolic process. The transcript has 16 exons. Gene Ontology annotation, molecular function: calcium ion binding; glycerol-3-phosphate dehydrogenase (quinone) activity. The coding region runs from base 381 to 2540 and encodes 719 amino acids.
GCUCGAAAUCGAACGAGUUUCGCUAUAUCUAUAACCACGUAUAGUAUAACCGAUGUAAGUCCUUACUUCACACUCCGUCGUCCCCACUUUUAGGUGGGUUAGGUUAGGCGCUGAAUAACGUAGGGCGUUACGCCUUGCCGCGCGAUUUAAUUUAACUAGUAUUCUAGUUUACUGAAUAGUACAAAAUAUAAUAUAGUAAUAGUGAAGUAAUUUUAACACUAAUUACCAUAAAAGUGAUGUGAAAACUCAAUUUAUAUGAUCUGGAUGUGUUAGAAUCGUAAUAAUAAAAUCGCACAGUGCCCUUGUGUACUAUAAUUAGUUUUUUAUAUAACUAAAUGUGUUCUUAGUUUAACUCGAGCUGUAUUAAAGGAUAAAAGACAAUGUCUCGAAGGAAAUUGCUAAUAGGCGGCGCGGGAGUCGCGGGCGCAGCGAUAGCCGGAUGGGCACUCUACGCGGACGAUAAGCCGCAAUGGUACAACGGACCGACGGUCGCAGCAAAAACGGAGCGCAAGAAGCGACCGCUACCUUCCCGAACGGAACAAGUCAAUAUGCUACAAGCUGGACACACUUACGACGUACUUAUCAUUGGAGGUGGCGCUACAGGGGCGGGCUGUGCCCUAGACGCUACUACUAGAGGAUUACGCACAGCUCUGGUCGAAGCAGACGACUUCGCCAGUGGAACUUCUAGCAGAAGCACGAAGCUGAUCCACGGCGGUGUGCGGUAUCUGCAGAAGGCCAUUCUACAUUUAGAUUACGACCAAUACAAAAUGGUAAAGGAAGCGUUACACGAACGAGCGAAUAUGUUAGAGGUCGCACCGCAUUUGACGAGACCACUGCCUAUAUUAUUGCCUGUUUAUAAAUGGUGGCAAGUCCCGUACUACUGGUUCGGUAUCAAGAUGUACGACAUAGUCGCCGGUGAUAGAAACCUGAAGAGCUCCUACUAUUUAUCGAAGAAGAAUACUCUAGAACUAUUCCCCAUGUUGAAAUCCGACAACUUGUGCGGUGGCAUUGUAUAUUACGAUGGUCAACAAGAUGACGCGCGUAUGAAUCUCGCGAUAGCACUCACCGCUGCUCGGCACGGCGCCACAAUCGCUAACCACGUCAAAGUUACCAAGCUUUAUAAGAAUAACAACAAACUCUCCGGAGCAAGGUUACGGGACGAACUAUCAGGCAAGGAAUGGGACAUAAAAGCGAAGUCCAUCAUCAACGCGACAGGCCCCUUCACUGACUCCAUCAGGAAGAUGGAUGACCAGUCCAUUAAGGAUAUCUGCUGCCCCUCGUCUGGCGUGCAUAUCGUACUUCCAGGAUACUACAGUCCAGAGCACAUGGGUCUACUCGACCCCUCAACAUCAGAUGGUCGCGUCAUCUUCUUCCUACCGUGGCUGAAAGGCACCAUCGCUGGUACAACAGACCUGCCGUGUAAUGUCACGCACAACCCUAAACCCACCGAAGACGAGAUCCUCUUCAUCCUCACCGAAGUCAAGAACUACCUGAAUCCGGACGUAGAAGUAAGACGCGGCGACGUACUCUCAGCAUGGUCCGGCAUUCGACCGCUAGUGUCCGACCCCAACAAGCCGGACACGCAGUCCCUCGCCAGGAACCAUAUCGUCCACGUAUCACCGUCAGGCCUCGUCACCAUUGCUGGGGGAAAGUGGACCACGUACAGAGCCAUGGCUGCUGAGACCAUCGACGCUGCUAUCGAGAGUGCAAAUCUAAAGCCUUUGUACAAAGAGUGUCAGACCGACGGCUUCUUGAUAGAAGGCGCUCACGGCUGGACACCCACUAUGUACAUCAGAUUAGUACAGGACUUUGGACUUGAAAUGGAGGUAGCACAGCAUUUAGCCAAAUCCUACGGAGACAGAGCGUUCGCGGUUGCCAAGAUGGCACAGAUGACCGGCAAAAGAUGGCCGAUCAUUGGCAAGAAAAUCCACCCGGAAUUCCCGUAUAUUGAUGCUGAAAUUAGGUACGGUGUCCGGGAAUACGCGUGCACGGCAGUAGACAUGAUCGCCCGGCGCCUUCGCCUCGCGUUCCUCAACGUACAAGCCGCGGCCGAAGCCCUGCCAGGUGUCAUCGAAAUUAUGGCUGAGGAGUUGAAGUGGUCCGAUGCUGAGAAACAGAAACAAACGAAGGCGGCAGCCGACUUCCUUGCCAACGAAAUGGGUCAAAUGGUGAACCGCGCCAGUCGCGAUAAGAUCCCGAUCAAUCUCACCAAGGAUGAGAUCCAGUCCUACAUCAAGCGCUUCCAGAUCAUAGACAAGGACAGGAAGGGCUUUGUCUCCAUUAAUGAUAUCAGAAGAAGUCUCAAGAGUAUGGGUGUGAAGCCAUCAGACGAGGAAUUGAGUGCAAUAUUGUCCGAGAUAGACGUCACUUAUAACGGACAGCUGGAAAUACAGGACUAUCUCCAGAUGAUGUCAGCUAUCAAGUCCGGCCACGUGGCGUACUCCCGCUUCGCGCGCAUGGCUGAGAUGGAAGAGCAACAUCACGAACAAGAACAGCUCAAGAAGAGCAUCUCAGUCGAGAGGAGCGGCGGCGGCUUGUAAACAAACAGCGGUAUAUCAGCAAAUUAGGUAUUAAACGUAGUUUUAAGAACAACAUCACUAAAAUAAAGUACACAAAUUAAUUUUUAAUUUAUCUCUCAUAACACUUUUAUAUUCAUAUAAUACGCCCGAUAUGAUUUAAAAAUAAUUGUGUAUUAAACGGUGCAUUAUUUUACCCAAAUUUAAAGUGACCUUAAAGGUAACCCAAAACCCAAACCCAAUAAUUUGUAAAUUAAAAUUAAAAUUUGCUUUAAACCGAUUUGUUACAUUUUAAUUAAUCAAAAUCUAGUCUUAAUUUAUUUAAAUCAAAAGCAUGAAUCUGAAAUAGUUUAUAUAAAUUAUUCUGUGUUACGUAGGAACGAAAGUCGAUUUAUUAUAAUUUCUAGUAAAAGAUUCAUGUAUACUUACCUAAUUUUUUUUGGGAAUAUAAUUAACACAAAAAAUUAAAUAAGUAGGUAGUUAUUGUACUUUAGAAAAAGGUUUAUAUUAAAAAAUCUCAACGAAUGUGAUUUAUUUGUUUUAAAUCAGUUAACCAAGAUUAUUAGUAGUUUAAGAACUAAGAAGAUUUAUAGUGUUAUAUUUAUAUUCACUUAUGUUUUGUUUAACAAUAUUUUUUCGAUAUUAUACAGUUUGUUCGCUCAAAUAGUCGCGCUUUGAAAUCAGCUGCCGGCUCAUGUCGAAAGGCUGCCGUCGGCUACUUCAAAGACUUGACACAUAUUGUGCACUCGUGCAUUAUGGUACGUUGACAUUCGGUGUGUUCAAACGACUUAGAAGAAUUUCCGAAGGGUCAUUAUUGUAAGUAAUGUUAAAAAUAAAGAGGGUACUAAAUGAUUACACGAUAGUAUCUAGGAUACUAAUUUAUUUUCACAUACCUUUUAUAAAACAGUCAGUUGGUGUACCCGUACUUACUGCAAACUACUUGAGCAGGUGAACUAUCAUAUAAUUUAUUAUAUUCUUAUCCAUGUAUAAUGUUUUGUGCAAUAAAUAUAUUUGAACUUUC